Messenger RNA from Sphaerulina musiva SO2202, 3190 nucleotides. RefSeq lists its product as uncharacterized. The transcript has a single exon. The record is from RefSeq and is a predicted model, not a curated record. Bases 1 to 1119 code for a protein of 372 amino acids. Lineage: Eukaryota; Fungi; Ascomycota; Dothideomycetes; Mycosphaerellales; Mycosphaerellaceae.
AUGGCUGGAGGUAGCACCUUCACCUGGGGCCAUGCCCUCCGCCUAGACUCGAACAAAUCGCCCUUCUCCUCACCCCUUCCCGCGACCCACAAGGCCUUCGCAAACAUCAAACCAGUAUCAUGGCAGCGACACAACAUCGGCGGCAUCCUCACCACCGUCUACGGAACCGAUGAGCUGCCACAGCACCCCGAUGAGGUGGUGGCAUUAUGGCUGCUUCACGGAAGAGGUGACACGCAAGACAGCAUGGCAUACACAGCAGCCGCAAUGCUCGAGGCAUGGAACUCCCAAAGAAGGCAACAUCAACACCCGAACCAGAAGGGCUUGAUAUGUAUAUGCUUUGAUCAGAGGAAUCACGGUUCGAGAAUGAUUGAGAAUCGGAAUAAUAUCUCUUGGAAGCAAGGGAACCCCACACAUGGGCCUGAUAUGUUUUCGACAUAUGUCGGCACAGCGCAUGAUUUGAGUCUAUUGAUUACACAAGUCCCGUCAUACUUGCCCUUCAAGAUCCAUGAUCACAUCUGUGGAGGCGUGUCUCUCGGAGGGCAUGCGACCUGGGUCGCACUUAUGAAUGAGCCGCGAAUCUCAGCUGGGAUGGUGAUUAUUGGAUGUCCCGACUACGUUCGACUCAUGACGGAUCGUGCGAUCAGAAGUAAAGUACAAUCUGCCAUUUCGUCUGACCCUCCUGGCCAAGAUUUCCUGGGUUCGCCCGACUUCCCGCAAUCUCUGUUAGCUGCUAUUGAGCAGUAUGACCCUGCAGGCAUUCUGAUGGGCGAGCUUGAUGUAGUAACGGGAGACGAUCAUUUGCAUUCUCCCUCGGAAAGGGAAGUCCAAGCUCUGCGGCCUGUUGUGGAGCGUACCCUUGCUGGGAAAAAGAUCAUAUGCCUGAGUGGUGGUAAGGACAAGCUGGUGCCGUAUGCUCAGGGCAAGAUCUUCUUGGACUGGCUCAAGCGAGGUAUUAGUGAGGGUGGCUGGGCUGCCAAUCAAAAGAUAGCACUGGAAGAUAUCCAAGAUCCCCACGCUGGACAUGAGUUCUCAGCUGUAAUGCGCAAGGAAGCCGAGCGCUGGCUGUGUGAGCUACUGUCAGAUGAGACCAGAAGUGCGAACAGAGAAAGUAAACUGUGAAGAGAAGUGUGCACGAGAUGGCAUAGGCGAAGCUGUGACUCUGUACAAUUUCUUUUUAACCUAAACAACUCCCUACUUAAUUCUCCCAGGGCGAAUGAGGCUAACGCAUCAACUCUAUCGAUUCGGAGUGAAUCCAAGAUUAGCCAGGUCCUGCAGGAAAGCGGUAUCGUUUCUCAACGACGCUCUCUGGAUGGCAGCAGUGAUGAUGCUGGCAUAAGACCAGGUCAAGUCCUCACAGCCCUGCGGAAGGCCAGUAUUUCUGUUGUACUCCUCCGCGAGCGAGCCAUCGGCAGGAGUAUAGAACUUGGCUGUUCUCAUGAACGCAUCACCCCAGCCGUUGAGACUAUCGAUAACAGCAUCAAACUCUGCUGAGCCGCUGCUGUAUGUCUCGCCAGUAGUGAGGUUGGCGCUCGGGGCGAAGUAGUCGAAGAACGAUUGCGAGGUGUUAGUCACGGCCAUGCUACCGGCAUCGCUAUACUCAGCCGAUGCAGUCCAGAAGUACUGUGCGACAGCCGCAGUAGUCAGAUACCAUGGAUUACCUCCAUUUUCUUGCGUGCCCGUGCCAUUAUAGAUGUCCUCGGGAUAUCUCCCGAUGGGUACGCCGAGCACCUGUCCAGACGAGUCCUGGGUCACGUUUGCAAGGGUAUAGGUUGAAAUGAAGCUUGUCACGAACCGGACGACUGUCGAUUGAACCUGCUCGUUGGUGUAGCUGUACACGCCAUCAUUCGCAUAGCCAUGUAUCAACGCCAAGAUCACGGCUGCGUCAAGGUAUGAUGCUUUGUUGCUGAGCACGGGACCGUACUCGUAGAGCAAAAUCCCUCUGUUCACGUCCCAGAAGACAUCUAGACUCGCGGUGAGUGCAUCGGCGGCUUCCUGUAAGGUCGAUGCCGUGGCGUUGUCGCUGACCGUGGCGGCAAACUUGGCUCCCAUGACCAACGCCCUGCGCUGUACCAUUCUGGUAUAGAAGUGGUCAGAACUUUGCUCUUCCCACAGGUCAAAGCUGGGAGAGGUCCAAUUGCGAGCCACGAACAGAAGAUCCUUCUGCACUGGUGCCACAUUCGGAUACGUGGUGGAGUCAUAUAUUUUCUGAAGGACGGUGGUCUGGUUGCCACCAGCUGCCAUGUAGCUCUCGGCGAACUCCAUCAGCGUAAUGGCAGCAGUGGCGGGUCCGUCAUUUUGCGGUCGUCCCCACGGGCCGGUGAAGACGGUGUUGUUGAGGUAGAACUUGGGCUCCCCCAGGCCAGUCUGCAGAUUCGGGUCAUUCUGCUCGACCGCUCGGGCCAUGGCAUAGGCGAACAGUUGGUCUUCAUAUGCUUGCUUGGCGUCGGCCUCAGUGGCUGCUGCGUACAGCUGUUGCACCACUUCCAUGGUGAGGGAGGAGUCUCGGACCCAGUCGUAUUCGUAAUCUGGAAGCUUGCUCUCGAACGAUGGACCACUCCGACCCGCCACGACGACCCCGUCGACCGCUCCGGUGAUGUUCGGGUCGAUGUUGCGGAACAUCUUGCUGUAUGAAGCAGUCACUUGGGAUCCAUUGGACGCUGCGAGCCAUGAUGUAAUGUCGUCGCCGAAGCCGAGAGGCAUGGCAUACGGUGCAGGUGGUGCAGCAAGAGUUGGUUCGGGCUCACCACUCGCCACGACGGUCUGGUUCAAUGACUGGGUGUAUACGGUUCCCAGGUCGACCACGUUGUAGGUCAGAUUAAGCAGCUGGGUGAUACCAUCGACAUAUGCGAGCGUGCUGGAGCCCCAGAUUUCGAAAUUGGUAUUUUCGACUCCAUUCUGGUAGCUCAAGGCCACUGAGGCCAGUGGUGUGCUUCGUCCUUGGCGAUCCGUGUAGUAGAGAGUGACCUGUUUGUUGUACGCGAGAUUAUUGAUGUACGCCGUGGUAUUGAGCACACCGCCGCAAUAGCUGAAACUGGAGAGGACCACGUUGGUGUUGCUGUCGGAAGGUGCACUCGUUGUGAGCGUGGUGGUGUCGCAAGCCUGAGCAAACGAUGUUGCGGCGAGCAUACAGCCCGUCAGGACAUGUACCAAUAUUCCCCCCGGGGGCCCCAUGGUUGGUGCUGAUAUAAAC